Emys orbicularis (European pond turtle) is the source of this 636-nucleotide messenger RNA. Its product is annotated as trefoil factor 2-like. The record is from RefSeq and is a predicted model, not a curated record. NCBI's taxonomy places the organism in Eukaryota, Metazoa, Chordata, Testudines, Emydidae. The transcript has 6 exons. Gene Ontology annotation, biological process: maintenance of gastrointestinal epithelium. Bases 1 to 636 code for a protein of 211 amino acids.
AUGGAACAGAAGGGGAUCCAGUUACUCUCAGUCAUCCUCAUUUUAGGGCUCAGUGCACUCACUGAAGGAGCAGAAGUCCCAGCUCCAUGCCGAUGUAAUAUGGAUCCAAAAACCAGAGCGAACUGCGGGCCUCCAGGAAUCACUGCUGAGCAAUGCGAGAAUGCAGGAUGCUGCUUCAGUUCAGAAGUUCCUGGCGUCCCCUGGUGCUUCGCUCCUCUCCCAAAGAAAUAUAAAGAGGUCUGUCCAGCAGAGGUAAAACUCAGACAGAACUGUGGUUACCCCGGCAUCCCUGCUGAAGAAUGUGAGGCAAGAGGAUGUUGUUUUGAGUCAAACCCCCCUGCUGUCCCCUGGUGCUUUUUUCCUCAUAAGGUGGAAGAAGAACUGCAAACAACAAUGGAACACAAGGGGUGCUGGUUACUGGCAAUUGUCCUUAUUUUAGGGCUCAGCAGCUUGGCUAAUGGAUACAUACAACUAUCUCCGGAGCAAUGUGCACAGCAGCCAUCUGCCCGAAGGAACUGUGGCUAUCCGUACAUCAGUGCUGAGACAUGCAACAACAGAGGGUGCUGUUUUGAUGACAGUAUCGUUGGUACCAUCUGGUGCUUCUUUCCUAGGACAGAGGAAGAAUGGAAAUUCUAA